Messenger RNA from Pochonia chlamydosporia 170, 1005 nucleotides. RefSeq names its product phosphatidylserine decarboxylase proenzyme. The transcript is spliced from 5 exons. Bases 1 to 1005 code for a protein of 334 amino acids. Gene Ontology annotation, molecular function: phosphatidylserine decarboxylase activity. NCBI's taxonomy places the organism in Eukaryota, Fungi, Ascomycota, Sordariomycetes, Hypocreales, Clavicipitaceae. Gene Ontology annotation, biological process: phospholipid biosynthetic process. The record is from RefSeq and is a predicted model, not a curated record.
AUGAAUGUCUGGCAGCGAAUUCACCAAAUAGCCGACUAUUUGCUAUCAUGGGUAAAACUCGAACAAAACGCGGAAGUCGGUUGGCGCUCAUUUAAUCGGAAGACUGGACAAUUGGAGCGAGAACAGCAAACACUAUGGAAGAAGCUCAAGCUUGUCAUUCUAUUUAAUCCUUUAAUGGAAUGGAUGGAUAGGACUCAUUUGAUGCGUUUGUACAUGCACGAAGAGUCUGUUGCAGAAGGGCGACGAGAAAGAACAACGGCUUCCCGAAAGCGCAUCAAGGCUUUUGUUGACUCAUAUGGAAUUAAUAUGCGAGAUUUCGAACCAGCAGAUGUCAAUUGCUAUCCUACUUUCGAGGAUUUCUUCACUCGGGCACAUAGGCCAGGGUCACGUCCCAUUUACGAAACAGACGAUCCGUCCCGUGCCGUCGUGGUGGCGGACUCGCGAGUUGUCGUCUUUGACUCAAUCACCGAGGCUAAAGCACUCUGGAUUAAAGGAAAGAACUUUAGUCUCAAUAACUUAGUCAUGAACAAUGAGAUAGGCGACAAGUUUAAGCAUGCUGCCAUUGCGAGCUUUCGUCUGUCGCCGCAAGACUACCACCGAUACCACUCACCUGUGCAGGGUACAAUCCAAAGCUUUCAGAGCUUACCAGGAGAUUACUACCAAGUAGAUCCUGUGGCUUUGCAAAGUAAUGUGGAUAUUUUGACACGCAACCGACGAGAUUUCGUGGUUAUCAAGACAAAAGAGUUUGGAGAAGUUCUCUUUGUGGCCAUUGGUGCCACAGAUGUUGGGAGCGUACAAAUUCACAAAAAAUACCAGCAUAUCGGAGAAACUGUAAAGAAGGGGGAUGAACUGGGCGUAUUCCAAUUUGGGGGCUCAUCUAUUAUCGUUGCCUUUCAGUAUGGUCUUAUCAAGUUUGACGACGACCUGUCGGGGCUUAGUGAACAGAAGAUCCAGACUUCUGUAGAGGUUGGCAUGAGUCUAGGAUCUUCCAAAGAAAAGUCUUAG